This is a messenger RNA of Pleurotus ostreatus (oyster mushroom), 2685 nucleotides long. RefSeq lists its product as uncharacterized. Gene Ontology annotation, molecular function: protein serine/threonine kinase activity; ATP binding. The record is from RefSeq and is a predicted model, not a curated record. The coding region runs from base 1 to 2685 and encodes 894 amino acids. Gene Ontology annotation, biological process: intracellular signal transduction; peptidyl-serine phosphorylation. The transcript has 11 exons. Lineage: Eukaryota; Fungi; Basidiomycota; Agaricomycetes; Agaricales; Pleurotaceae.
AUGUCGCCGCCGCCGCCGCCGCCUCAAGCAGCCACAGGAUCCACAGGGACCAGCGGAAAGGUGGUACAUGUAGGGCAUGUACCAGCGUGGAAGCCCAAGUUGGAAUUGGAGUCGAUGGACACGUCGCCUUUCUCGGAAUCCUUCUCCGCGAUGUUUGACGAUGGCGAUACGUUGGAAAUCGACACGUCCACUUGGGUGCCAGAGAAGAGUUUUAACAUCGAGCGAUACGCCGACCCAAAGGACCUGGACCCAUCCUGGAAAGACGACUCAGACAUCUCCGAGAUUCUGGUCAUCUCCCCGAAACCCACGAUACGCAGGAGAGCAUCGAAUCUGUCGACCGCGAACCCCAAGCUGCCUAUAAUACCAGAGUACGCGCCGGGUGUAAAUCAUGCGAAAUACCAAUCCUUUGAUGAGAGCAUUAAACUCGCCGACUUCGAAUUCCUGCCUACACCCUCCCCUACCCGACGCGCCAACAACCCAUUGCCCUCCUCCCUUUCACGCAUGUCCUCACGCGCGAAAUUGACCUCCCAUAUAUGCGCAUACAGGAGGCCCGGCGGCGUCCUGCAGUACAACGGGCUGUACACUGUGAAACGGCGCGCGCAUGCCCAUGCGCAAGUCAACUCUAGUUCCGCAUGGAGGGAGAUGGAUGUUAUGCAUAUCCUAUCGGGAUCCUGUCCGGGGGCGGGAAUGAGAGGUGACGUACCGUUCGUGGAGAAGAUGUAUGGGACGUUUAUUGAUAAUAAGAAUAUUUAUCUCGUUUUGGGUCAUCAUACGAGGGGUACCCUGGCGGACCUGGUGGAGACGCAUGGACCACUGAACGAGACUACGACAAAAGCCUACGCUUGCGAGCUGCUCUGCGCACUUGAGGCCAUUGCACAAUUGGGAGUUGUGCAUAAUGAUAUUUGCCCCGACAACAUCCGAAUCGACGCCUCGCGGCACCUCGUCCUCGUCAAUUUCGAAGCCGCGGACUUGCCUGGAGAGUCGUCGAUACAACCGGACUUGGAUUCAGAAUAUACGGGGACCGCGGAGAGGAACAGGGAGAGUGUGUAUAAGGCACCGGAGGUACUAUUAGGCUGGACGCGCGAUUCGGCGGUGGAUGUUUGGGGGUUUGGAAUGGUGCUCUAUUGGAUGGUCACUGGUCAACAUCCAUUUCUGGGAGGAGACGAGUGUGAGUCGUUGAGGGAAGCGGAACUGGAGGGCAAGAUCCUCCAUGGGCCACUCCUCCUCGACAAUAUUGAAGAGUCAUGCCAUGAGGCGAAGGGGCUUAUCGCCAAGUGUCUAGAGCGAAACCCAGCGAUUCGAAUAAGGACCGGGCAGCUGAAAGGCGAGGCGUAUUUCUCUCAUGCUGAUUGGGAGAGAAUUACGACUAGAAAGGUCCCGAUUCUAAGCUUCAACCAUAAACGGAAGCAAACGGGGGGUGCUACGUCCCGCCGUAAAGCGAGCAUAGAUGGCGACGUGAAGGUCGCUGCCUUCGAUACACCGCCCCUUGAGCCGGCCCCGCUCAUCAGCGAAGGCAACCGAAAAAGAGCAGCACCUGACAUGUUCACUAGUUUCUCCAAUCCCUCAUUCAGCGCCAAUGCGGCGCUGCCGAUAAUCAAAGCCGACGGAGAAGUCCCCGAGAGUCGUGUAGAAAAUGCCCAAGUGAAAGAAGAUGCAUCCUCUCCCCCGCCUCCGGGAGCCCUGGAUCCGACGGCAACCGCGGAGGAGUAUAUCGAGGAAGUGGAGAUUAGUCGGGAGCAUCCGCCUGAGAUGUACGGGAAGGAACUGACGCCUCAAGAACGUAUGGCGUUGUUCUGGGAGUCGCUUGAUUCUGAGGAGGUUAUGACGCAGAUGCAUCAAAGUACGACUGCUCUGGGCAUAAUUGGCGUUGGCGGUGGUGCGAAUGGAUCGCCACGACCUCGCAAGCUGCGGAAGAAGAGCAAAUCGAUGCGAACGUUGACCCAUCGGAUAUCGACCUUCUCCUUGACGGGGCAGACUCCCAAUAAGUUGCGGAAGAAGAAUGUGAGGAAGAUGGCGAGUGAGGCACAUCUUUUGGCCCAUGAGUCCGAGGCCAGGAUCAGCGGUGGGACUGAGGGCGAUGGAGAUAGAGACGAGGGUAUUGUCGUUGAGCCGAUGAAAAUACCGAACCUACCGCAAGGCGUAGAGCAGAUUGGACACGGUAUUGGGUUCACGUAUGGGCUAUCCAACGCUGCCAAGUCCAAGGCGUCGAUAUGCACGGACAAGUCGGCACCGGGAUGGAAGCGGCAUAUGAGGCUGCUGCCGGGUGGUAUUGGACGAGGGAUUCGGGGAGUGAGGCAUCGGCUUUCUAUGGGCAAGAUGAAUGGAAAUAGUGGGCAGCAGGCGAAGAUGCACGGGAAGGGAGAUGACUGCCGGCCUAGGGACGGGAUGGAGUAUGCUCGAGGAGGUGCCGUCGAUUACAAUCGAGGUCUGGGUAUCGGGAUGGAAUACGGCAAUAGCAACGCUGUUGGCGGAUGCUGCUACUCGUCUCCAGCUACCGACGACGAACCCCUCACGCCGGAUUCCCUUGUUUUUGGUUGUGGUACCGAGAGGGCGACAGAAGCGAAGAUCGAAGGGGAGUUUGGCGGAGAACGUGUUGGACCACGAAUGGCUACGCUGCGGUUAGUGCCUUCGACACCGCAAGAGGAUUGCGACGAUGAUUUGGAUAGAAUUCAAGGCUUGUAUUAG